Scaptodrosophila lebanonensis is the source of this 765-nucleotide messenger RNA. It is a transcript of the gene mRpS11, whose product is annotated as 28S ribosomal protein S11, mitochondrial. Bases 46 to 660 code for a protein of 204 amino acids. The transcript is spliced from 5 exons. NCBI's taxonomy places the organism in Eukaryota, Metazoa, Arthropoda, Insecta, Diptera, Drosophilidae. The record is from RefSeq and is a predicted model, not a curated record. Gene Ontology annotation, molecular function: structural constituent of ribosome; mRNA 5'-UTR binding; small ribosomal subunit rRNA binding. Gene Ontology annotation, biological process: translation; ribosomal small subunit assembly; maturation of SSU-rRNA from tricistronic rRNA transcript (SSU-rRNA, 5.8S rRNA, LSU-rRNA). Gene Ontology annotation, cellular component: ribosome; mitochondrial small ribosomal subunit.
GAUGUAAUUUAUGAACAAAUCGCGUCGUUAAACAUAUUCUGCAAAAUGUUAAUAAAAACAACGUUAUUAACAGUUCUUCAACAUGCCAAGUCCCUGGUGCGGCCGCCAAUAGCUUUGGCACUACCUUCCAAAAUACAUACGAGCGCUAGCUUGAAAAAGGCAGAAGAUCGCAAGGAAAUGCUAGCAUCCCUGCCAGCUAAAGAUGAGGGUACGACCGGUGAGAAAUCAGUUGACAUUGAUACCCUAAUCAACAGAAAGGCCAAGUUUUUCCCGGAUGCCGACACUGCCUCUCAGCUGUUCAACGGCAUCCCUUUCAACGAACUCCCCAUUUGCAACAUUCGUGUGUCGCCAAAUAACACAAUUAUUUCGGUAUCGGAUUACAAGGGGGUUCCCAGACUUAUACGUUCAUGUGGUAUAGAAGGCUUCAAAAACACAAGAAAGGGAACAAAUAUUGCAGCUCAAGCCACGGCCGUUACCAUAAGCGCAAAAGCCGUAGAACUUGGUUGGAAAACAGUCAGAGUAAAGGUACAAGGGCUGGGACCAGGACGCAUGUCUGCUAUCAAAGGUCUACAAAUGGGUGGUUUGAAUAUAGUGUCUAUUACUGACAAUACCCCCGUUUCAUGGAACCCUCCACGACCUCGAAAACAGAGAAGCCUUUAAUUCAGCACCGAAGAACGUUAGUCAAAGAAUAAGUUAUGCAUGUUUUUUGUGUUUCUAUUUAGAUUUUGACAUAAUAUAAAUUGUACAAUUCUAGCUAAUGAAGUA